Molecule: messenger RNA, 327 nt
Organism: Paramecium octaurelia
Lineage: Eukaryota; Ciliophora; Oligohymenophorea; Peniculida; Parameciidae
Source: the annotation of a GenBank genome assembly
AUGAUUCAGAAAAUGCAGAAAUAUAUUUAAAUGAUUUUAAAGGAUAUUGGUAACCUUAUUACUUUGUUAGAUUCAAUUAAUGUAUCAUUACUGUCAAAGAAUAGCAAACCUAAUAUUUCAUUUAAACUUAAUCUGAUCGAAUUUUAGCUACCCUUACUGAAUUAAGCAAAACCUUUGCAUCGGAUUCUCCGCAAAUAAAAUGGAUAAAUUACGAGAAAACUCCUUGAAUAGAAUUGCUAUCUUUAUUAUCUAAUGAAAAACAUCCGCACUCUUCUAUUUCUCCCAAGGCAUCCUCAUUUUAAUUACCUCUCAAUUAAUCAGCACUGA